GAUCACUUCAGCAGACUAUUGGAUAUUGAGAACAGUGGGGUUUACGAUACGGUCGCUACUAGUGAUACAAAAAGUUCCGGUGGUUACGUUUUGGGAUGGAGAGCAGAUAUUCAGCGAAGGCUCAAGAUAUUGAGCUAACUCAGUCGGAUGUCAUCAAGACCCAUAUGGCUUCUGGUGAAGAUAAUGAAUACAUCGUCAAUGAAGAUACUGACAGUAUAUUAAAGGAUUCAACAAAUAAGUCUCAUCAAAAGUGGAGUUUGGAAGGUUUAAAUAUUGUUAUCGUGACUGUGAUAAGCUUUUCAACCGCUAUAACUAUCGCACUAAUUCUAAAUAUUAUCUUCGGAAAUCCUCAAGUUACACCUCAUGGGGCUGUCGUAGUUGAUGAUGAUUUCUGUGGAGAAAUUGGUCUGAACAUCAUGAGAAGAAGCAAAGGGAAUGCUGUUGAUGCAAUGGUAUCUACUAUACUAUGUUUGACCGUAACUCGUCCGGAUGUUGCGAGUUUGGCAGGUUGUGGUGCUAUACUAGUUCGUGAUCGUAACAAACAAUUAAGUCAUUUAUUUGACUUCUCCUGUUCCGUUCGUAAUAAUGUUACAGUCAGAGAUAUGCCCAAUCGAACUAACCAUGCUAGUUUAGUAGGCAUUCCAGGACUUGUACGUGGUCUUGCAGUUAUGCAUCAACAAUUUGGUUCAUUAAAAUGGUCUGAUCUUUUCAAUGGAGCAAUUGAUUUCGCUGUAAACGGUUUCGUGCCUGGAAAAUCUUUAAUGCGAGCUGCAAAUGAUUUCAUUUUGUCGAACUCACCCGAAUCCAAUCCAUUCAUACAACAACUAACCAAUAGAAAGAAUCUUUACAUACCAUCAGUUGAACUGCAAAACACGCUAAAACAACUAGCUGACCAAGGUCAAGAAUACUUUUAUGGUAUUCAAGGAGAAGAAACUUUUAACAGCAAAUUUGUUAACUAUAUGAAUCAACAAGGUUUUCAAUGGUCAUUCAAUGAUUUGAAAGGCUAUGAAGUUCACCGUCCAACUCCAUUGAAAAUGGGUUUUGCUGGUUUCACUUUGGAAUCAUUUCCCGCUCCAUUUGUUGGUGGUUCAUACAUUUUACUUCUGUUGGGUAAUCUGGAUCUUAAAGAAUCUCUCAGCCCACUUGAUCAUGAAGCAUUGCUUAAUGAUGAUCCUAUAGUGACUGCUGUCUACUUACAUCGACUACUUGAAUUAGCUCGUUUAGCUGAAGCAUCGAUUACUACACUUGGAGAUAUUGACGAUCCUAACAUACGUAUUGCUGCUACAGCUGCUCAGAAUACUUUAUUCUCAAAAUCUGUACGUGAAGCCAAUGUAGCCAGUAUUAAAGACACCAGUGUUGUAGCGGGACACUCACGACUUGAUGUUCUUCAGACGACCUCUGAAGGUUCAAGUAUUGGCGGCACUGGAAUCUUAACAACAGAUUCAACAAGUUUAACAGUUGUAGGUAAUGUGUUUAUGGGAUCACCUUUUGGAAAUGGAAAAGUUGUACCAGGCACUGGUGUUCAUUUAAAUUCUGCAUUACGCCUUUUCUCCGAAUCAAAAUUAAAUAAGUUCUCCGGUGGACGUCGUCCUCUUGUUCCCCUUGGGCCAAUAUAUAUAUCUACUACACAUAGGAAAUGUGGUAUACGUAUAGGUGUUGCUUCAAUUGAUGGACUGUGGGGCCUUACCGAUGCAGCCCAAGUGAUAAGCAACGCAGCUUUAUUUCUGCGUAACUCAAAGUGUAAAGCUCCUGCUUCACUUCGAACAUUUGGACCUCCAGCCACAGAAGUCAGCCUUACAUCUACAAAAGAACAAACAUCUACACCUAUACUUGGUCGUGCUAUCUUUAGUCCAGCGACAGAAAACAGUUGUAUCAAUCAAGAUAUAUCUAUAUUAUUAUCACGGUUACAUUCAGACUAUAAUAUCACCGAUCCUGGUACAAUCACUGUUGAAACACCUGAUAAUAACAAUCCUAAGCUAAUAAAAUACCUUAAAGAAUUUGGUCAUAAUGUACAGACUUUGUCAACUGACAAAUGGCCAGGUCGUGUGUUUAUAGCUGGUUGGAAUGGUUACGAUAUGAUCUCAUCGGGAGAUAAUCGCUCUCCUGAUAGUAAAACCUUGCAUAAAUUUUGAAGAGAAAUAACUUUUACAAUUCCACACAUUACUCUGGCAUUUCUUCUACAAUUUCCUUCUCCUGUUAUCUAUCAUAAACACUUUUCCCAAAGGCUGUGAAGUUAGUUAUGCGUUUUUUUUUCUAUCUUCAUCGCGUCACAUAUCUCUGUUUUGAAGUACUUGUUUUUCAAUUGGUCAUUUGUUAGUUUGGUUACAUCACGUUAUUAUUACCAUUUUUUUUGGUUGAUAAGAACGAAUUGGUUCAGGUUAUUUCAUAUAUUUUGGCUGUGUAGUAUUUUCCUUUCUGUGCGUUUUUUUCUUCUCUUCACUGUUUUUCUUGUCACCAAUGUGUUCCUUUUAUUUGUUACAAAUAAUUUUCAUUUUAUUUCCUUUUUUCAGUUUAUGUAUUUUAUGAUACAGAUAUGUUCAUUUUAAUUGAAGGUAGAUGUUUUAAACUUUGCGCUUGUUAGCGCUGAUUAGUAUUGAGGCGUAUGUAGAGAUUCACAGUUCUGUGAUCUUAGAUUUGUUUCAAGAAAGUUUCGUUUGAUCUAGGUUAUCUGUACAUAGUCUUAGAGAGACUGUGACUCGUAUGAGUUGGCGUUUUUUGCUUGAGAUCUAAACUUGCCAUAAAGAUGAGCUAGUGAUUAUGUGGACAAACCAUUUAUCCUUGAUAAAAUAUUAGUUUCUGUUAUUUGUAUACUGUGGUGUAAUCUGUUCUGUUGUACGACUGUAAGACAUAGCCGUUGAAAAUUGAUGACAUCAAGUGGUUGCAGUGUUUUCAUUGCAGAUGUCUUCGUAGGAUGGCUUGUGUUUGAUGGGAUCAAUGCCAUAUGAUCAAAGUUGAAGCCAGACAAAGGGUCUUAGACAAGCCGAUUGAUGAGCUUGUGAGCUUUAUUUGACUGAGGUGGCUUGAGUAUAUGUUCCACUUGUCGAUUUGCCGCCUACCUUGACGUACCAUGUUUGGGGAUGUUGGAAGAGGAUUCAGGGUGACCAGACGAAGACGUGUCAUCAGUUGAUGAAGUCUCUUACUAUUAGUCUGAGUUGUGUGAGAGGUGUAGACUGCCUGAUUGGGCUUCCUAAGAUGAAAGGAAUUAGUGGUUGAAGACUCUUGGUGACGUACCUGAGAAGUGGUGACAAUGGCACAGAUAUAUUUACUCCUUGACAUCUUCCAAAGCUUGAAUAUUUGCACUAUCCUUCAUCUUCAGAUUGUUUAUUCUCUCACACAACUUUGUCUACGUUUGUUUCACUCUUUUUCUAUUCAGCUGUUCUUUAUGUGCCACUGUGAAGUGUGGUCAAUUGAGCGAAUGAACCUGUGUGCGAGGUUCUACGUUGAUUUUGUCUGUAACUUAUGAAUUACAUAGUUUCUCUACAAACAGUUUACACUACAACCAUUCAGUACUACGCCUUAAUAAAUCGGAUAAUAUGUAGGGAACAUAUAGGCUAGAUUACUUGAUCUCUUUUCAGCAUUGUCUAACAUUUCUGAUUCUGGUCAACGUGUACUGUAACCUUAUUGAUUCAUUGGUGCAAUGAGUAUUAUCCACAUCGUGGAGUAUUUAGUUAGGCGUGUAUUUUUAAAAAAUCUUAUCAUGAAUUCAAUAGUUUUAUCAUCUCACACCGAAUUUUAAUUCUUUAAAAGAAAGCUUACAGAAUCUUUGCUUCAGGCUCACUUCUAUUCAUUCUAUAAAGUUUAAUGAUCUGCUGCACAUGAACGUCAUACAAAGUAGUAAUUAUUCAUAUCAUUCAAUUUUAUUUUGGUGUGAUUGAUCAUGUGAGCUACUCUAAAUUGUUCCGCGUAAAAUAAAUUCCAUCGACCACUU
Heterobilharzia americana is the source of this 3928-nucleotide messenger RNA. The record is from the annotation of a GenBank genome assembly. NCBI's taxonomy places the organism in Eukaryota, Metazoa, Platyhelminthes, Trematoda, Strigeidida, Schistosomatidae.